AUGGAAACGUCAAGACUGGCUCAAUUAAAGGUGGAAAUGUUUAGAUAUCGAGUAAAAGUUAUGGGUGUAUGUGAAGUCAGGUGGGCUGGUAGCGGCGAAAUAAUCACGAAAAAUGCUAGUCAAAUGUUAUACUCGGGGAAUGAUCAGGGAGGUAGUAAUGGAGUUGCAAUAUUGUUAGAUAAAACCAUUAGAAAAUCCUUAAUAAAUUGGAAACCAGUUUCUGAUAGAAUCAUAACGGCUAAAUUACACCCCAGACUAAGAAAGAUGACGGUGGUUCAGUGUUAUGCCCCCACUGAAACCUCAGAUGACGAGGCUAAGGAUGAAUUCUACUACCAACUAAGUAACUUGGUACAAGAGACUAGUACAUUACCCAGUAAUGUAGUGGGUCCAUUUGGCUAUGGCACUUUGACCAACAAUGGCAGACGUCUCAUCGAAAUAUGUACAGAGCACAACUUGGCAAUUGGUGGAACAUUGUUCCCCCAUAAAGACAUUCAUAAAUACACAUGGGAAUCACCAAAUGGCCAAACCAGAAAUCAAAUCGACCAUAUCUGCAUCAGCAACAAAUGGCAAUCCCUACUAGACGUGAGAAAUCGUAGGGGUGUUGAUAUCCACAGCGAUCAUGUGCUUCUUACUGGUGAUAUAAGAUUAAGACCAUCUUCGAUCCACGAUAGACUUAACAAGAGAAUGUGA
This is a messenger RNA of Condylostylus longicornis, 690 nucleotides long. Its product is annotated as craniofacial development protein 2-like. The record is from RefSeq and is a predicted model, not a curated record. NCBI's taxonomy places the organism in Eukaryota, Metazoa, Arthropoda, Insecta, Diptera, Dolichopodidae. The transcript has 2 exons. Bases 1 to 690 code for a protein of 229 amino acids.